GUUUCAUGUUUGUUCAAGAAUAUUACUUAUCUGCAUUGACCAAUAAUAAGAUGUAUCGGAUAAAAUAUAGUUUGUAGAAGUGUAUAAAAAUCAUUUAAGUUCUUAUCAAUUAAGAAAUCACCAUGAAUAUUUUGUACGUAGCAACUCUACUGUUUAUCUUGUAUUUCCUGUGCCUUCCAUCUUCUGAUGCUUCUCAUUUGUUAUGUGUGUUGGGUUUUACAAGUUUUUGUCCAAAUUGGAAAGAUAUUUUAUUGAGUUACUUCAACAGUACAAUAUUACAUUUAUUUUUAAAUAGGUAAAUGUAUGAAACCACUUCAAGUGUUUUUUAUGUAUCUUAUAAAGUAUUUUAUCGAGUAAAUCAUCUACUUGGUAUUAAAUGUCUUU
Molecule: messenger RNA, 384 nt
Organism: Schistosoma bovis
Lineage: Eukaryota; Metazoa; Platyhelminthes; Trematoda; Strigeidida; Schistosomatidae
Source: the annotation of a GenBank genome assembly